CUCUGCACAGGCCGCUGCCGAAGCUUGCGGGAAGCACGUCGCGCAUAAUGGACGAUGUUAUGUUAGGAGACAUGUGGGCGUAUGCCCCCGAUAGAUUGCAUUUGGAUAACCUGCGGCUGGCUUUCUGCACGUGGAAACACGGCUACAAUAUCAAUAUGCUAUAUAGCCAAUGCGAUGAUGUUUCUCCCAUGUUUCUGCUGGUGAAGACAACCUCAGAUACAAGUGGGCGAGUAUUUGGUGCGUACAUCACCGAGCCACUCACCAAACGUCACUCGACCAGAGGCUAUUUUGGGAGCGGAGAAUCAUUCGUAUUCUCACUCGAUCCACAUUCCCAGAAAUUCGACUGGGUAGGCACUGAGAAAAUGCGAGUCCGUGCGCUGGCCCUGGCAAAGGGCGAGUUCGUCUCGGAUGAUGGUGACGACAUCAACAAAGCCCACUCGUUCUUCACUCAGGCCAACAACGACAUGAUCAUGAUCGGGGGCGGUGACAGUGGACACGCCAUCUUAAUCAACUCCGAUCUGAGCGAAGGGUCGACAAACAAAAAUGCGACUUACACGAAUCCACCUUUUGUCGAGCAAGUACAAUUCCACAUUGCCGAUGUGGAGGUGUGGUGUCUGGCCUCAGAUGUGGGGACUAUAAUGCAACACGCCGGUGAGCACACACCUGUCUACAACCAUGGCAGUUGA
Messenger RNA from Sphaeroforma arctica JP610, 686 nucleotides. RefSeq lists its product as hypothetical. Bases 48 to 686 code for a protein of 212 amino acids. NCBI's taxonomy places the organism in Eukaryota, Ichthyosporea, Ichthyophonida. The transcript has 6 exons. The record is from RefSeq and is a predicted model, not a curated record.